AUGUCCUUUAAAAAUUCAAGCAGAUGGCAGCUUCCUCCACCAAUUCAUCAUCCUGCUUCUGAUGAAAGUACAGCACAUUUUGGAAAUUUUAAAGGAGCAUUUAGGAUAAAAUCCUCAAAAUAUCGUGGUGUUCAAAAGCUGAAGGGUAAAGAAACAUAUGUAGCUCAUGUUUAUGACAAUGGUUAUACACCAACAGAAGGGCGAACAAGGAGAUUUGAGAAGGAAGAAAAUGCUGCAAGGGCUCAUGACAUGGUUUCUCUAAAAUUUUGGGGAACCUCUGCACAAACCAAUUUUCCGAUCAGUGAUUAUGGGAUGGUACUGAAGACCAUGGAAAAGAUGACAGACCUCGAUGUUGUUGCCGCAAUUCGAAGGUGUAGUAACAGCUUCUCAAGAGGCAAAUCCAAGUACCGUGGUGUGCAAGCCAGGAAGGGUCCUGGAAAAGACAGCUUCUUGGGAACUUUUGACACAGAAGAGGAAGCGGCAAUAGCUUUUGACAUUGCAAGUAUUGAGUUGAAGGGCUUUAAGGCUAUAACAAACUUUGAUAUAAAUAGCUACAAUGUCGGCGCCAUCGUUAAUGGCCAAACAGAGCCACCUAAAGAAGCAGAGAAGCUGGAAGUAAUUGGGGUCUCAAACAAUCAGGAAAAGCAAGAAAGUUCCAGGUUUCUUAGCAUGGGAAUUGGAAACAGAAAGAAAAAAAGGCAAAUGAAUUAUCAUCACUUUCUAGGGAAACAUAAAGGAAUGGGUUACUCAAGAAAAAUGAACAUGUCAAACGAAAAACGGGUUAGCAUUUCCUCAGGCUCACAAGUAGUCAACCACAAGGUUGGGGUUUACUCCCAUCUGCAGGGAAUGACAUCAUCAAUGGAGUCCUCAAGUGGUUUUGAACACUCAAAUUCCAGUGCAUUUCAAUCUUAUAAGCAAACAAGUCGAUCUGAGUCUUCUAUCAUGCAAGAGGCAAAAAACCCAUCAUCAAUCUUCCAACUUUUAAGUUCCAAAGUCGGCAUUCCACCACACAAUGUCAACUCUCCACAUGAAGAACAAGAAUAA
Messenger RNA from Ziziphus jujuba (common jujube), 1044 nucleotides. Its product is annotated as AP2-like ethylene-responsive transcription factor BBM1. NCBI's taxonomy places the organism in Eukaryota, Viridiplantae, Streptophyta, Magnoliopsida, Rosales, Rhamnaceae. The record is from RefSeq and is a predicted model, not a curated record. The transcript has 7 exons. Gene Ontology annotation, biological process: regulation of DNA-templated transcription. Bases 1 to 1044 code for a protein of 347 amino acids. Gene Ontology annotation, molecular function: DNA-binding transcription factor activity; DNA binding.